Lucilia cuprina (Australian sheep blowfly) is the source of this 1193-nucleotide messenger RNA. RefSeq names its product inositol monophosphatase 2. Gene Ontology annotation, biological process: inositol metabolic process; signal transduction; phosphatidylinositol phosphate biosynthetic process. The record is from RefSeq and is a predicted model, not a curated record. Lineage: Eukaryota; Metazoa; Arthropoda; Insecta; Diptera; Calliphoridae. The transcript has 4 exons. Bases 143 to 1006 code for a protein of 287 amino acids. Gene Ontology annotation, molecular function: inositol monophosphate 1-phosphatase activity.
AACAGACAGAAACUGAAAUAUAAUGUUAAUAAACCCGUUUUGGAACUAAGAACAAAAAAUAUAAAAUUUUUUUAAUUGAAAACUUGUCAGUGUUUACAAAACAUCUAACAGCAACAGUAGCAAUUAUUAAAAUCAAUUUAAUAUGGCCUCCAAAGAAUUAAUAGAUGAACUAUACGAUUUCAUUUAUCCAUUGGCCCUCAAGGCGGGUGAAAUUUUAAUGGAAGGCUAUAAUUUGAAUACCAAAAAAGUGGAUAUAAAAACAGAUUUCUAUGAUGUAGUCACCGAUUACGAUAAUCGUAUAGAGGAUUUUUUAUGGUCGGAAAUUUUAAAAAAAUAUCCUGAACAUAAAUUUAUAGGAGAAGAAGAUACAGCCAAAAAUAAUAAUAUAACUAAAGAGCUAACAAAUGCUCCCACUUGGAUAAUAGAUCCCAUAGAUGGCACUUCAAAUUUUAUAGCACAAAUACCGCAUACAUGUGUUUCCAUCGGUUUAUCUAUUAACAAAGAAAUUGUUUUGGGUGUCGUUAACGUGGCUCCACAAAACAAAAUCUAUACCACAAAACUUGGCCAGGGAGCUUUCUGUAAUGGCCAGCGUAUAUCUGUGAGCAAAUGUGAAAAGAUGAACGAUGCUAAUGUAAGUUAUGAAGUAUCAUUAUUGCACGCUAAAAAAAUUCGCAAUAAACAUAUUAAACGUAUAUAUUAUAUAGCUUCCCAAGCUAGAAGAUUACUAUCCUAUUCAUGUGUUGUUGAUGCUCUAUGUAUGGUAGCUGCUGGUAAUUUAGAUGCAUUUCACAUUGAAGACAUGUAUCCCUGGGAUUGUGCUGCUGGUUAUUUACUUAUUAAAGAGGCGGGAGGUGUGGUCACUCAUCCCUAUGGUGGUAAAUUUGAUAUAAUGAAACCUGAUCUUAUAUGUGCCGGUACUGAAAAAUUACGUCUUGAGAUUGAGUCGCUUAUACGUAAAGCCGAUCAACAGAAAUCAGUUGGUGGAGAGGAGGAGGAGGGAAUGUGAAUUAUUUUUUGUUUUGUUUAAUGAAAUUUAAUAAGUUUUUUUUUAUUAUUACCUGUUGUUCAUAUGAAUUUGUAUUAGUAGUAUUCAUAGUUUAACUUUUUUUUGUUUUAAAUAUUUGUUUAAAUUAAAAUUUUCUAUAUUGUAUUAUAAUAAAAGUUUAAAUAACUAAUGAUAUGUAUAAUUUGAA